AUGGUAGAAUCUUUCAACAUCACAAAUGGCCAUGCAAUGUUUGGCAAUACCAUUGGUGCCAAUGCUAAUUUCGGUUAUAAUAUUCAAAAUGGAUCACCUGAAAAAUCAUCCAAACUGGAACUGAAUAGUAAAAAAACGAAGCUCGAGUUCGAAAAACUUCUUGUGAAAAUCGAAACCAAAAUAACCAAGAAUGAUUUGGCUAUUUUAAAGGAAGUAUUGGAUGAUCAGGAGACUCUAACACAUUUGCGCAAUUCAUCAUCUAUCACUGCCGAAGAUAUCAGCAAAAGGCAAGAACAAUUAAUCCAGAAGAAAGCCAAAUUACAUAAUAUUAUCAGCAACGAAGAAUUAGAGGAGCUUUGCAAACUUAAAGAAGAAAUAACUGAAUUUGGGAAUGAAAAUGAAUGA
Entrophospora candida is the source of this 405-nucleotide messenger RNA. NCBI's taxonomy places the organism in Eukaryota, Fungi, Glomeromycota, Glomeromycetes, Entrophosporales, Entrophosporaceae. The record is from the annotation of a GenBank genome assembly.